Molecule: messenger RNA, 1206 nt
Organism: Colletotrichum chrysophilum
Lineage: Eukaryota; Fungi; Ascomycota; Sordariomycetes; Glomerellales; Glomerellaceae
Exons: 4
Coding region: 1-1206 (401 amino acids)
Source: RefSeq, a predicted model, not a curated record
AUGGCGAACCGCGACAACCAGUCUGGCGCGAACCGCGGACGACUCAACUUCAUUGAUGCAUAUCCCCAUACCGCCGCCCCCACCGCCGAUGUCGUGUCUGCCUUCAUCAACGACACCAUCACGCCCGCCGCCGCUGUUCGCCCACAAGCUGCCUCGCGCGCUGCGGCUUCCUUGCUCGCCUCUGUCGAAGGCCAUGGACGACAGCUUCACCAACACCUCCGCGAGAAUCCGUCCGUUGCCGCCAAAGACAUCAGCGCAGAGAGAGGUCUUGCGACUCUCCAGCACCGUUGGGGAGCUCACCGCUGGGUUCCCGCUGCCUAUGCUCCUAGACCGCCCAUCGCCCCCCUCAUCAUCCGCAAGAUGGUCUGGAUCACCGACAAAGCUGUCAUCACCUCCGGGGCCUCUAACCCCACCAAGGCCGUAGCUACACAAGCCGCCAAGAUGCUCGCUGCUGAGCUUGCCGUCGCCGAUGCUGAGGUUAGGAGCGCCAUCAGCAACAGCAGCAGCAACAAUGACGCUUUUCUCGACUUCCGCUACGACGACGCGCGCGACGACUACAACCCCCUUUUCGGCGAUGACAAUGAUAUCCCCUUGCGCGACCACAACAUCCCCCUCGUUGGUAACGAGCCCCAUGGCCCCCCUGCCCCGAGUUCCGACGAUGACCCUUUCAGGAGCUCGCCCGCCCGCCCUGCUGUCCGGUCUGCUCCCGGCGCCGUCCGAUCCCGGCCCGAAUCCGACUCAGAGUCUGAUGCGCCCCCCCGCCAACGCCGCCGCACCAUUUCCGUCUCUUCUGACCGCGACUCCGACUCCGACUCCGACUCCGACUCCGAAGAGGCCCCCCAACCCCCGCCCGCACGCCGUGUUCGCCGCCCUAGGGCACCCCCUGCGAGCCAGGAGGAGGAGCUUGACAGGAUUGCCCAGCGCGUGUACGACACCACCAUGUCCCAGCUUAGGCAAGGCACUUUCACAUCCCGUAUGCGGCUUGCCGAUCGUCAGGACAUCGCAUGGCACGCACGAGCUGCUGUUCUCGACACCGCUGUCGCCCAAGAGGAGGGCAUUGCCGAGCCCAACAACGAACCUCGCGCCGGCCGGGCCUUUGAGGACGAGUUGAGCUCAGAGUACGAUGAGGAGUUGAUGCGAACGCCGCCGGUGCGUCGGGCUGGAACCAUGUUCACCAGCUUAGUCUUCGAUUCAGACGACGAGUAA